CAUCCUCCGAUUGCAAAAGGCUACUGCCUGAUAUCGGUAGGCAUAAUAUUAUAUACAUUUCUGUUUAUUACCUGCUUAGCCCUCCUAUAUCAUGAGUCCCUCCAACCAAGAAAGCUCUAAGGAGGGAAUCACAGGAAUUGAUUAUCCUGUCAAACGAUACAUAACAGGCCAUGACCUGAACACUGGAGAAAGCAUUUACACAGAUGCACCUGAGUUAUGCACUGCGGAAGUGCCUGGCUUUGGAAUAGCAUCACGCUCUUAUGCUACUCUGAAGCUACCUACAGAAUUGGCGGAUAAUCAAGACCUGAAGGCACACCUUUCACACGACUCUCUUACUAGCUACACCCGGAGUACGGAAUUUCUCGUUCCCUCAUCAGGAUUAAACACUCAAACAGGACAGGUUGAGCUGGGAGGGGCAAAUGUGAUAAAUCUUGACAUCGACCCCGGUGCGGUGGGUCAUAUGCAUCGAACAGUGUCUUUGGAUAUCUCGACUUGUGUGAUGGGAGAGGUAUAUCAUGAGCUUGAUAGUGGCCAAAAGGUCCUCUUAAAAGCUGGGGAUCACAUCGUUCAGCGGGCAACUAUGCACAGAUGGAUUAACGCCUCCAAGAAGCAUCGUGCUCGGGUAAUUGCAGUUCUUCUUCCAUGCGCCCCAUUCAAAGUCAAUGGUCAAUACGUGACAGAGGAGCAUAGAUUUGGUUAAUUGAUAAUACUUGGCAUAACUGCCACUGCCCUGUGGAAUUAUUACAACUAAAUCUCAGCAAUGUAAGAAUAUCCAUUAGCUGAGUUAAGUGUAUUAGUAUUCUUCAUUU
Messenger RNA from Fusarium oxysporum Fo47, 809 nucleotides. RefSeq names its product cupin domain-containing protein. Lineage: Eukaryota; Fungi; Ascomycota; Sordariomycetes; Hypocreales; Nectriaceae. Bases 92 to 700 code for a protein of 202 amino acids. The record is from RefSeq and is a predicted model, not a curated record. The transcript has 2 exons.